Planococcus citri (citrus mealybug) is the source of this 1432-nucleotide messenger RNA. RefSeq lists its product as uncharacterized. The transcript has 7 exons. The record is from RefSeq and is a predicted model, not a curated record. Lineage: Eukaryota; Metazoa; Arthropoda; Insecta; Hemiptera; Pseudococcidae. The coding region runs from base 271 to 1089 and encodes 272 amino acids.
AUGUUGGGUAUUCUAAAAAGAAAACUUUUGACAUGUACUAGUUGCUUUAAUAUUGCAACUACGGCCUUUUUAGUAGCAUUCGAGUUUCGGUGUGCGAGUUGGUAAUUUUUUUUUCUCGUGGAUUUUUUUCUUCUUUUUUUUUUUACUUUGGCUGCUCCGAGAGUCGUUGUCGUUGUCAUCGUUGUUUUGUUUCGGAGUCGUUGACGUCGCAUGUCUCGCGUUAUGUGAAAUAAAUUCGGAACGAUUUUUAAAUACCUGGUUUACUCAGCGAUGAUUCUGAAAUUCAACGUUACUUUCUUACUGUUGUCUACGAUCUGCUGUGAAGCGCCAUUUCAAGUUCAUCUAAAAGUACCGCGAUACGUACUGGUAAAAAGAAGCGUAACGUUCAAGUGCGAAUAUAACGCGCCGUUCGAUCACAUUCACAAAGUUGAAUGGCUAAAAGGUGAUAGAAAACUGUUUCAUUACGUCAAAGGUCGAAAUCCACCGUUCUAUAACUUCACAAUACCCGGAGGAAAGAUAAACUGGUUUCAGACGAACGCGUCGCAGUUAACAUUAGAGAAUAUAGACUUCAAAGCAUCCGGCGUUUACAGCUGUAUCGUAACCACCGAAACUCCAAUAUACACCAAACAAUCGGAAGAAAAGCAUCUGAUGGUUGUGCAGCUACAAACGCAAAAUCCGAAAAUAACGUUUAAUCGACGAAAGUACGCCAUUGGGGAAUGGUUAGAGGUAAAUUGUACCUCUGGUUUUGCUCAUCCUGUACCCGAGCUGACAUGGUUAUUGAAUGGAAACGAAGUGAACAGUUACUCGAUAAAAACAUUCCCAGAGCAAAGUUCGUACAUAUCGACAAUGCAAAUAUCGUUUCAAAUAAAAGAAGAGCAUAAUUCCGGAUUCGUAUUAACGUGUUUAUCAACGAUACCCGGAUUUAUGGGUAAACACGUUCAUCACAGUCAAUACGCUGAUCACAGAUCGGAUUCAAUUAAAAUUGACGUCGAAGGUACCGAAGUAAUUCAUAAUACGAGUUCGCGCAGCCUCGCAAGCAAUAAUAAAAUAAUCAUUAUACUGGUAGCGAAAUUAAUUUAUUUCAUGUGACGAUAUACGAGUACUAUCUACUAAAGCAUUUCAACCGUUUGUGUUCAAAAUACGAGUAACUACCUGUUAUCCAAGAUGCAUAAUUUUGUUAUACCUAUUUAUUUUAAACAUAAAAUGCCAAUUAGCCGUAUCUUCCAUAAGUAGCCCUAUUUUGUACUUUUUUAAUUCAUGUUUUUUUUUUCGUUUGUUUUAUUUCUGUUUUCUGUGUACAAUCUGUCGUUUUUAUUUGUUUACUUUGUUCUUUUUAUGUUUUUGUUUGCGAUUUAGGAAAACGAUUCUGUAUUCUAUUAGAAUAAUUUUGGCUAAAUGAACUUUAUACUUACAGUGAGUCUGAAUUUUUCGA